Messenger RNA from Caenorhabditis remanei, 1665 nucleotides. RefSeq lists its product as uncharacterized. Gene Ontology annotation, molecular function: protein kinase binding. The record is from RefSeq and is a predicted model, not a curated record. Gene Ontology annotation, biological process: regulation of mitotic nuclear division; regulation of mitotic spindle organization; activation of protein kinase activity. Bases 1 to 1665 code for a protein of 554 amino acids. Gene Ontology annotation, cellular component: cytoplasm; nucleus. NCBI's taxonomy places the organism in Eukaryota, Metazoa, Nematoda, Chromadorea, Rhabditida, Rhabditidae. The transcript is spliced from 9 exons.
AUGGAAUUCAAUGUCUCCUCGUUUUACGACGGCGAAGAAUCCGGCAAGCAACUUAACAGCACUGCUCUCGAACAAGACGAAAAUGAACAAAAAGAAUGGAAGCUGUCGCCCAUUACUGCGGAAGAGAGGCGCGUUAAAACCUCCAUUUUUCAAAGAAGCUCCCAUCUCCAGUCCAGCAAUUUCAAAUCGCCCCUGAGAGCAGUAAAUAGCACGGAUCCUUCGACUUCUGGUUAUGACUCUAAAAACACAACAGCUUGCACACCACAACAGUCUUCUUCAUCCGACCCAAAGUUGUCUAUGUCAGCUGAACUCUCUUCUUUCGUUGCUAACAACAGUCCCAACCCGUUCGAUUCCAUCCUCCUCAACUCUCUUCACAAAUCCAUCAAUUUCAGUCCACGGCUAAUUUUAUCAUCGCAAGAAUCGGGUAGUCAGCAGAAAGGUGGUGAAAAGUUCCAAUGGAGUGUAGAGCAAUUGGCAAUUCUCAAGCCGGCUCACAUUUCAGAAGACGAAAUUGCCGCUAGUUAUCGUUCACCAAUUCCAGAAAUCGAAGAAAAAAUACAAGAGGCUCUGAACGAGUACUGGUCAAACAACGUUAGUUAUAUCCCAUCUCCAGAUGGUCCUCGUUUCGUUAAUUUGACACAUCGCGACGGAACAGUUACAACGAUUCGAUAUGGAGAAGAAGCAGCAUCUUCCGAAGGAAAUACACCAUCACUAGCCAACAUUGUUCGGAGGAAAGAAGCCGUGAAAGCUGCAUAUGCUACGUCGUCACCGAAGCAAAGGCCAAGAAAGAAUCUUCGUCAAGUGCGGAAUCGUGUCUGCCAAACAGAACUUACGAUCCCUCCAGGCCUGGAUCUCGAUCUGAAAAAGUUACUGGGAGAAAACUUUGUGUAUCAGGAUCAAGAGGCCGAGGACGAAGAAGUGUUCAACAUCUCCGUGUGUUCGAACUUCUCCACUCGUCGGCGACUGUUCUCCAAUGGCGGACAACAAGAAGAUGGAGCAGAAGAUGCCGCGAAUUCAUCGAUAAUUUCUACAGAUGAUCUUCUGAUGAAUGAAUCUUCCGCACAGCCAUUUAAUGAUUCGUUAUCCCCUGUUCGCCGUUCCGUCGAUGUCACUGAAGACAUUGAAGACACAACGGAUAACUUGGAUCAGGAGAAUGCUUCGACGUCAGCAACACGUUCACAUGCUUCCCAAAUAGCAAUUAACAUCUCGAUUCUCAAUGAUUGCAUGAUGAACUCAAUUGAUGAAGCGGAAAACGAAGAGAUUGAUGAAGAGAAAUUAGAGGAAACUGAAGAGCGUUCGGAGGAAAUAAGACGAAACAUUUUCUCGGAUUCGCACUUACAUGCCAACGAAUACGAAAUACUCGAUCGUUCAUCUUCUUCUAACGCAACACCGCGCCACGAAGAUCUCGACUGGACACCUCGUCGAUUUACUGGUUCCGUUCCCAGUUCAGUAGUACGAGAACCCACUUCAUCGGGAACUUUCGGUUCUGGUGGAGCCGCUCCGCAAGAUUUCCGGCGAUUCGUUUUCGAUAUGUCUCCGAUACAUCCGAAUCACAAUGUCCCGGCGGCACUGCGAACACCAAUUCAACGGUGUCAUAUGAAUCUGCCGCAAGGCCGAUUGGACUUGAAUGACGAUGAAGAAGAUAGCAUUGAUGGGUCCAAAUGA